Drosophila ficusphila is the source of this 1121-nucleotide messenger RNA. RefSeq names its product probable rRNA-processing protein EBP2 homolog. The coding region runs from base 85 to 1008 and encodes 307 amino acids. The record is from RefSeq and is a predicted model, not a curated record. Gene Ontology annotation, cellular component: preribosome, large subunit precursor; nuclear periphery; nucleolus. Gene Ontology annotation, biological process: ribosomal large subunit biogenesis; rRNA processing. NCBI's taxonomy places the organism in Eukaryota, Metazoa, Arthropoda, Insecta, Diptera, Drosophilidae. The transcript has 3 exons.
UAACAAAACGUUAGUUUCUAGCAGACCGCACGUGUUGAUAUUGUUUUCUUUAUUUUACCCUCUAUUAAUUUCAAACAUUUAAGCAUGUCAGAUUUCGAAAUGGAGGACAGUGCCUCGGGUUACGACUCGGGAGAUAAUUCAGACGCGGAGCUGCAAGCGGCUUUCGAGCGAGGCGACUUAAAACCAGGUCUUAACGUGGAGUUUAAUGGACAGAGAGAUAGGGUGAAUGAUGUGACCGCACUGCUGGCCAAAACAGAGGCUAUCAAACUUCAGCUUCCAUGGCUGGAGCGCCUGGACAUGAUCAACUCUUUGGCUCCUCUGGCCCCAGAACUCGCUGUCCAGCUAGAGAAGCACGAGCAGAAGCGGGCCAAUCUCUUCAAAGGAAACGCUAAGCUCCCCUACAUUCGUCCCGAUGAGGAUCCCGUCCUAAAUGAUUUCAAGAGGGAGAUGCUCUUCCACCGACAAGCGCAAAGUGCCGUUCUGGAGGCCAUUCCCCGCCUUCACGAGCUCGGCAUCAAAACCCGACGCCCCGACGAUUACUUUGCAGAAAUGGCAAAGUCCGACGAGCACAUGCAAAAGGUGCGUGCCAAUCUGAUGGCCAAACAGCAGGGACAGGCCAAAUCCGAGCGCAUUAAGCAGAUCCGUGAACAGCGCAAGAUGGGCAAGAUGCUGGCCAAGCAAACGAAGGUUCAGCGCGAGGCCGAGAAGAAGGACAUGCUCGACAAGCUUAAGAAGUUCCGAAAGGGCAAGCUGAAGAACCUGGACUUCCUCGAGGAUGCCAAGGCCCUGGAAUCCAAGCAGAAGCAGUCCGCCGAGAAUCGCAAGAAGCGCAACAAGAAGUUCGGCUUCGGUGGCAAGAAGAAGGGCCUCAAGCGGAACACCAAGUCCUCCUCCGCGGGAUUGGAUGGCGAGAAGUCCUCGCGUCGCCAGCGGGGCGUUAAGGCGGGCGCUUCAGUUAACAAGCGGCUGGGCAAGUCGAGGCGCAUCAAGGCCAAGGGCAGAAAGUAAACAGCUUUCCUUAGGGAUUGCCGACUAAUAAUUAGGCCACCAAACUUUAGUUUUAAUUGCCCCAAGUUGUGUAUAGAUUUUUAGAACCGUAAAUACAUACAAUUUUAUGUGCA